AUGAGAUGUGCUCUAGGAUUUUAUGGAGGAAAUUGUUCACUUCCUUGUCCAACACAUUGUCAGCAUUGUAACACAGAAACAGGUGCCUGUUUAUGGUGCGAUGUUGGAUACACAGGAGAAAAUUGUGACUUCCCUUGUGCUCGGGGAACCUUUGGUGUUAACUGCACCAAUAAAUGUGGAAAAUGUGCCGGUUACUGUGACAAUAAAAACGGGAAUUGUUCUGAAGGAUGUAAACCGGGAUAUAUGGGAAUCAUGUGCAAUGAAGUUUGUGAACUGGGAAAGUUUGGAGAUAAUUGCAAUCAAAGUUGUGGAAUGUGUAUAGGGGAGUGUAUACAUAUGAACGGAAUAUGCUCUGGAGGAUGCCAAACCGGGUACCAGGGAGAUUUGUGCGAUAAAGGUUGCUUAAUCUGCUUCUUUUAA
This is a messenger RNA of Saccostrea echinata, 420 nucleotides long. Its product is annotated as scavenger receptor class F member 1-like. NCBI's taxonomy places the organism in Eukaryota, Metazoa, Mollusca, Bivalvia, Ostreida, Ostreidae. Gene Ontology annotation, molecular function: scavenger receptor activity. The record is from RefSeq and is a predicted model, not a curated record. The transcript has 4 exons. Bases 1 to 420 code for a protein of 139 amino acids.